AAGAUCUAAGAACGCGAGUUCGAGUUUUGUGAGAAUCCGUGGCAGGAAAAUGGUCACACGAAAAUGCUUGUGUGGAUUCUAAGCACCGGGUGGUGGCACGGCGCUGCUCCGCUCGAUUUCAUGUCGGUUUUGAUCGUGGGACUACUCUGCAGUGUACUCCUUGCAAGUUUCAUCUACAUCAACAGAUCGAUCAAGACAAAUCAUUCGCAGCCUCUUCGAGCGCUGGCUUCCAUCGCCAUAGUCGCAGCUCUCUACACCCUCUGGUGUGCGAUCAGAGUAUACGUGAUGGUUCCCCGAUUGCCUGCCGUGGGAGAAGAAGCCGAUUUGGGAAUUUUGGUGUUCUUGGCGAUUUUUUUCUUCGCCCCUCAUGCGCUGUGCGUGGCGUCCAUGCACAGCAUUGACACUUCCAGCGAAAUCCAUAUGGUGUAGAGUUUUUUUAA
Selaginella moellendorffii is the source of this 440-nucleotide messenger RNA. RefSeq lists its product as uncharacterized. The coding region runs from base 64 to 429 and encodes 121 amino acids. The record is from RefSeq and is a predicted model, not a curated record. Lineage: Eukaryota; Viridiplantae; Streptophyta; Lycopodiopsida; Selaginellales; Selaginellaceae. The transcript has 2 exons.